UAAAGACGGCGCGCAGGUUGGUAGGAGUGCUUAAGGUGAUGGUGUAUUAGAGGCAAAGUGUUGAGGUGAACCGGAAACUUCCAUGAGCAACGAAGGCGAGAAGAGCCUGGUACACAGUGCGCCCGUCGGGCUAUGCUUUCUCCAACCUGGGAGCGAAGCAAAGCGCAGACAGAGCACGGAGCAGCGGAGGGGCACGGCGGGGAGAGAGGGACCGUGUGCGCUCUGGAGAUGGAGAUGACGAGCCGCAGCCUGGCCGGCGACUCCAAGGUGUUGGAUUAUGUGAACUGCGAUGGCUUGAUUAGUCGAAACGUCAGCGGGGACUCGUCAGAGGUGUCCGUGCCGCUGUCGCUUCCCGGGAAGCGCACGACCAUGGAGGGAGUCGACCUGUACAGACUGCGGGACAGGAAGGUUUUACUGGAGGAUAAAAAGCGGCUGUGCGCGCUGGCGCUGGGCACCGCGCUGCUCGGGAUCCUGCUCAUGAUCAUCCACGCGGAGAUAUGUCCCUACGUUUAUAAACCGGGCACAAACAUCGCCCUGAUCAUCAACUGUUCCAUCAGCCUGUCCACCGGGUGUCUCAUCAUCCUCAUCAUAGCUUUUCAUUACAAGGACAUAAGGCUGUUCAUCAAUGACCACAACCAGGUGGACUGGCGUAUUGCUUUGACCAGCCACCGAGUUCUGGUGAUCACCGUGGAGCUGUUGGUGUGCUCCAUCCAUCCCAUUGGCACAUACUGGAAGGUGGGCCUCCACGUCAACUCCUCUUCCCCAGCUCCACUCUGUGAUUACAGCCAUCACAACAGCGCCCUGCUGGACAUGGAGCUGCUGCUGUCAGUGCUGAUGUUCCUGCGUUUGUACUUGGUGCACAGAGCCAUCCUGCUGCACAGCAAAGUGCUGCUGAGUGCCUCCUACAGGAGCAUCGGCUCGCUCAACAACAUCAACUUCACCUUCCGCUUUGUUCUCAAGGUACUGAUGAACAAGCACCCAGCACGCACGCUGCUGGUCUUCAUCCUCUUCUUCUGGCUCACUGCGUCCUGGAUGCUUACGCUGUGUGAGAGGCAGACCAAUAAAUCAACAGGCCACAUAGACACAUCUCUGUGGCUCAUUGCCAUCACCUUCCUCACAGUGGGCUAUGGGGAUGUGGCGCCCACCACCAGCUGUGGCAAGGUGGUGUGUCUCUUCACUGGAGUCAUGGGUGUAGCCUGCACGGCCAUGCUGGUGGCAGUCGUCACCAAGAAGCUGGUGCUGAACAAAGGAGAGAAACAUGUGCACUUCUUCAUGCUGGACAUCCAGAUCUCGAAAAGGAUCCGCCACGCUGCUGCUAAUGUUCUGAGGGAAUGCUGGCUCUUGCACCGCACCAACCUGACAAAGGGCAACCGCGGUGAGCACCGAAGACACCAGAGAUGCCUUCUGGAAGCCAUCAGAGUAUUUCGUCAUUUACGCUUCAAACAAAGACAACUGAGGGAUUACGUAAGUGAGAUGGUGGACCUGCCUAAGAUGCAGAUGAUCAUGUGUGACCUGAGCGCCAACUGGAACAACUCCUAUCGGGAGCUGGAGCAGCGUAUCCUCUCCAUGGAGCAGAAGCUGGACGAACUGAGUCGCUGCUUCCAACAAACAUCUGAGAUGCUGUCUCAGGUCCUACGUCACCACAAGCCAGAGAUCAGGUAAACAUCACCGAGAAGUGCUUGUGACACUGUGCAGCUCUGCUAACAGCAAACUGCAGGAUGUGGUACACUGAUCUGCCCUAAUUGGAACAUGCCUGCUUAGGAAAAUAACACA
This is a messenger RNA of Paralichthys olivaceus (Japanese flounder), 1773 nucleotides long. RefSeq names its product potassium intermediate/small conductance calcium-activated channel, subfamily N, member 4 (gene kcnn4). Gene Ontology annotation, biological process: potassium ion transmembrane transport. The record is from RefSeq and is a predicted model, not a curated record. Gene Ontology annotation, molecular function: intermediate conductance calcium-activated potassium channel activity; small conductance calcium-activated potassium channel activity; calmodulin binding. Gene Ontology annotation, cellular component: plasma membrane; neuronal cell body; neuron projection. NCBI's taxonomy places the organism in Eukaryota, Metazoa, Chordata, Actinopteri, Pleuronectiformes, Paralichthyidae.